CUUGUCAAAAUUUGUUGCCGUCGGAAAAAAGCUUGAGGUCGCGGCUUGGUCUUUCGUUGAAUAUUUUCUAAUUUUCCAGGGAAAUCGUACUCAAAUUGUGUUACAAAAUUGCUUUAAGACCGAGGAACGAAAAGCACCAGUUUUCAGAAAAGGUAACAACAAAUAAACAGCAAUGUCCCAGCGUUUUCCAGCGGCUGGGCCUCCUGUUGGUGGCGGAGCUCCGGGAGCACCUCCACCCGGGGCUCAGCGCUAUCCACCGUCACCGGCCGGGCAACCCGUUCAGCCCAAUCAACCUCCGCCUGGAAUGCGUCCCUAUGGACCGGGCAACAACUUUCCGCCCCGAGGAUACACGCCCCCACCUCCGAUUCAGGCAGGUGGCCCCCCACCCCAGAAUCAACCGCCUCCACCGAUGCACCCGAGGCCUCCGAUGCAACCGGGUGGCUUUCAGGGUGGUAACAUGCGAGGCUCACCGAUGCCAGCCGGUGGUUCCGGAGGAAGCAAACGUCCGGCCGAUAACCGAAACCCGAUCGCUCAGCAGCCGCCUAAAAGUGACUUUCCGGCGAAGAAAAAGAAGAAACUGGCCGACAAGAUUCUGCCCCAAAAGGUGCGUGAUCUGGUUCCGGAAUCUCAGGCCUACAUGGACCUAUUGGCCUUUGAGCGUAAACUAGACGCUACUAUCAUGCGUAAACGGUUGGAUAUUCAGGAAGCUCUUAAACGCCCGAUGAAACAAAAGCGCAAGCUACGGAUCUUCAUAUCCAACACGUUCUACCCAAGCAAGGAAAAUGAAGGCGCUGAUCAGGGUGGCGAAAGUUCGGUUGCUUCCUGGGAGCUUCGCGUUGAAGGUCGCCUACUAGAGGACAACAAAAGCGACCCCAAUAAAAUCAAGCGCAAGUUCUCCAGCUUCUUUAAGUCAUUGGUUAUCGAGUUGGACAAAGAAUUGUACGGUCCGGACAAUCAUCUGGUCGAAUGGCAUCGUACUCAUUCCACUCAGGAAACCGAUGGUUUCCAAGUUAAGCGUCCUGGCGAUCGCAAUGUUCGCUGUACGAUUCUUCUCCUUCUAGACUAUCAGCCACUGCAGUUCAAGCUCGAUCCUCGCUUGGCUCGUUUACUGGGAGUUCACACCCAAACCAGACCGGUCAUCAUUUCCGCCUUGUGGCAAUACAUCAAGACGCAUAAGCUGCAGGAUUCCCUUGAACGUGAAUACAUUGCGUGCGAUAAAUAUCUGGAGCAAAUUUUUGGCUGCCAACGCAUGAAAUUUGCCGAAAUCCCACAGCGUCUGAACCCACUGCUUCAUCCCCCAGAUCCGAUCGUUAUCAACCACGUGAUCACCGUCGAGGGCGGAAUGGAAAACAAACAAACUGCAUGCUACGACAUUGACGUCGAGGUGGACGACACCCUCAAAAACCAGAUGAACAACUUCCUGCUGAGCACCGCCUCACAGCAGGAAAUCCAAACAUUGGACAGCAAAAUUCACGACACGGUUGAAACCAUCAACCAGCUCAAAACGAAUCGGGAGUUCUUCCUUAGCUUUGCCAAGGACCCGCAAACGUUCAUCCACAAGUGGAUCGUUUCGCAGACCCGGGAUCUCAAGACGAUGACCGAUGUCGUUGGUAACCCGGAGGAGGAACGUCGGGCCGAGUUCUACUAUCAACCGUGGACCCAAGAAGCCGUUUCGCGCUAUUUCUUCACCAAGGUCAACCAGAAGCGGGCCGAGCUGGAACAGGCACUCGGUAUUCGCAAUGCCUAAUGUUUCGAUUUUGCUUCAACUGACGACGUUUCUUUCCCUAGAAGGUAAGCUUUCGUAUUAUUUUAUAUUUUCUGACUUCGGAUCCGGGGGAAGGGGCCACACGGGUGUGCACCGGUUCGACACUAUUUGAGACCUUUUUAUUCGAGAAUGGAAUAAACUAUCUAAAAUUUAGUAAUAUUAUUGUGCUAUCCAGAUCUGUGUAUCUUUCUGAUCAGAUGAUUCUUCAAAUAAAACAUACUCUAGUAAUCUA
Molecule: messenger RNA, 1997 nt
Organism: Uranotaenia lowii
Lineage: Eukaryota; Metazoa; Arthropoda; Insecta; Diptera; Culicidae
Gene: Bap60
Product: brahma-associated protein of 60 kDa
Exons: 3
Coding region: 173-1747 (524 amino acids)
Biological process (GO): regulation of transcription by RNA polymerase II
Cellular component (GO): nucleus; SWI/SNF complex
Source: RefSeq, a predicted model, not a curated record